Microcebus murinus (gray mouse lemur) is the source of this 2089-nucleotide messenger RNA. It is a transcript of the gene CYP2U1, whose product is annotated as cytochrome P450 family 2 subfamily U member 1. Gene Ontology annotation, molecular function: oxidoreductase activity, acting on paired donors, with incorporation or reduction of molecular oxygen, reduced flavin or flavoprotein as one donor, and incorporation of one atom of oxygen; heme binding; iron ion binding. Gene Ontology annotation, cellular component: intracellular membrane-bounded organelle; cytoplasm. NCBI's taxonomy places the organism in Eukaryota, Metazoa, Chordata, Mammalia, Primates, Cheirogaleidae. The record is from RefSeq and is a predicted model, not a curated record. Gene Ontology annotation, biological process: xenobiotic metabolic process.
GGGCAGCUAGCGGAGCCGGGCCGCACACGGCGAGCCGACCAUGUCCUCCCCGGCGCCGCCGCAGCCCCCGACAGGGGACCCGCCCUGGCCCGCGCUGCUGCUCUGCGGCCUGGUCGCGCUGCUCGGCUGGAGCUGGCUGCGGUGGCGCCGCGCGCCGGGCAUCCCGCCGGGGCCCACGCCCUGGCCGCUGGUGGGCAACUUCGGCUACGUGCUGCUGCCCCCCUUCCUGCGGCGGCAGCGCUGGCUGAGCUGCCGGGCGAGGGCCGCGGGCACGGGCGCCACGGCGCUGGCCCCGCAGGUGCUCCUGGCUGAGCUGGCCCGCGUGUACGGCAGCGUCUUCAGCUUCUUCAUCGGCCACCACCUGGUGGUGGUCCUCAACGACUUCCGCAGCGUGCGCGAGGCGCUGGUGCACCAAGCGGAGGUCUUCAGCGACCGCCCGCGGGUGCCGCUCAUCUCCAUCGUCACCAAGGAGAAGGGAGUUGUGUUUGCACAUUAUGGACCAGUGUGGAGACAACAGAGGAAGUUCUCUCAUUCAACUCUUCGUCAUUUUGGGUUGGGAAAGCUUAGUUUGGAGCCCAAGAUUAUUGAGGAGUUCAAAUAUGUGAAGGAAGAAAUGCAGAAGCAUGGAGAAGAGCCCUUCUGCCCUUCCCCCAUUGUCAGCAAUGCCGUCUCUAACAUCAUUUGCUCCCUGUGCUUUGGCCAGCGCUUUGAUUACACCAAUAGUGAGUUUAAGAAACUGCUUGGUUUUAUGUCACGAGGGUUAGAAAUCUGCAUAAACAGCCAGCUCCUCCUGGUCAACAUAUGCUCCUGGCUUUAUUACCUCCCUUUUGGACCAUUUAAGGAAUUAAGACAAAUUGAAAAGGAUAUAACCAGUUUCCUUAAGAAAAUCAUCAAAGACCAUCAAGAGUCUCUGAAUGGAGAGAACCCUCAGGACUUCAUAGACAUGUACCUUCUCCACAUGGAAGAGGAGAGGAAAAAUAAUAGCAACAGCAGUUUUAACGAAGAAUACUUAUUUUAUAUCAUUGGAGAUCUUUUCAUUGCUGGGACUGAUACCACCACUAACUCUUUGCUUUGGUGCCUGCUGUAUAUGUCACUGAACCCCAAUGUACAAGAAAAGGUUCAUGAAGAAAUCGAAAGGGUCAUUGGUGCCAACCGAGCCCCGUCCCUCACAGACAAGGCCCAGAUGCCUUACACGGAAGCCACAAUCAUGGAGGUGCAAAGGCUGAGUGUGGUGGUGCCGCUCGCCAUUCCUCACAGGACCUCGGAGAAAACAGUGCUCCAAGGGUAUACCAUUCCUAAAGGCACCCUGAUCCUGCCCAACCUGUGGUCCAUACACAGAGACCCAGCCAUUUGGGAGAAGCCAGAGGAUUUCUGCCCUCAUCGAUUUCUGGAUGACCAAGGACAACUUAUUAAAAAAGAAACCUUUAUUCCUUUUGGGAUAGGUAAGCGUGUGUGUAUGGGAGAGCAGCUGGCGAAGAUGGAAUUAUUCCUGAUGUUUGUGAGCCUGAUGCAGAGUUUCACAUUUGCUUUACCUAAGGAUUCUAAGAAGCCCAUCCUGACUGGAAGAUUCGGUCUAACUUUAGCCCCACAUCCAUUUAAUAUAAUCAUUUCUAAGAGAUGAAGAGCAUCUCCAGGAAGAGAUGUUCAACUACAUGAGCCGGGAGCCAGGCUAAAGAAGUGGCUUCCUCGCAAAAUUCCUUCCUGCUGGAUUAUUUGCAAAGAUGUAGCUCUGCCCUUUGAUUCAAGCCCUGAAUGGUGGCUGCGGGAAUUUUGAUACUCGGAUUCAUCAGGAAAGGUUUCUUCUUUCAAACCAUAUCAAAGGUUCCUUUCCUAUUUCUCCCUGCUCCCAGGCCCAGUGUAUCUGAUCCUUGAAUACUCUCGAAGACAGGAAGGUAUUCCUAUUCUUUAUUAAGAUAACUAAAGUGUUUGUUCAUAUAGAAGACCCCUCCAAAACAGCACUUCUCAACAGGGAGUGUAACCCCCUUCAGGGCGAGUUUGGAAAUGUGUGGGUGUGGUUUUUUUAAAUUUUUUUGAGACAGAGUCUUGCUUUGUUGUCCAGGCUAGAGUGAGUGCCGUGGCGUCAGCCUAG